Messenger RNA from Tilletiopsis washingtonensis, 1420 nucleotides. Its product is annotated as acyl-CoA dehydrogenase NM domain-like protein. Gene Ontology annotation, molecular function: flavin adenine dinucleotide binding; oxidoreductase activity, acting on the CH-CH group of donors. The record is from RefSeq and is a predicted model, not a curated record. The transcript is spliced from 14 exons. Bases 10 to 1305 code for a protein of 431 amino acids. NCBI's taxonomy places the organism in Eukaryota, Fungi, Basidiomycota, Exobasidiomycetes, Entylomatales.
CCUCACACAAUGUCGUCCUCCUCCAACGCCUCGCUCCUCACGCGCCCGACUGUGCCUUUCGCCGAGGCCGCAUGGCACGCCGGCCUGCCCAACCCGUACUACACCAAGCGCUCGCACUACGAGCUGCGCGAGUGGCUGCUCAAGUGGGUCGCCGACAACCUGAUGGACAUUGCCGACGAGUGGGAGGACAGCUCGGAUGAGGAGCAGCGCAAGGCCCUCUUCCAAAAGUUUGUCGAUGCAGGCUUCAUGCUGCCGUUUGCUCUCGGCGUCAAGAUCCCAGAGCGCUUCUACAAGAUGGCGGGAGGGCUGAAGCUGCCCGGCAACGUCGAGCCUAGCGACAUCAUGCUCGACGAGCUCAACCGCUGUGCCUCCAACGGCCUCGUGAUGGGCAACUACGGCGGCACCGCGUACGGCGCCGGUCCUAUCGUGCACUUUGCCUCUCCGGAGCUGCAGGAGCGCAUCUUGCCCGACAUCCUUACGGGCAAGAAGCGCAUCUGUCUCGCCAUCACUGAGCCGAACGCGGGCUCGGAUGUGGCUAACGUCAGCACGACGGCGAAGCUCAGCGCCGACGGAAAGUACUACGUGGUGAAUGGCCUGAAGAAGUGGAUCACGAACGGCAUCUGGUCCGACUACUUCACGACGGCGGUCCGCACCUCCGGCAAGCCGGGCGAGCACAAGGGCAUCUCCUUCCUCGUCAUUCCGCGCACCAAGGGCGUGAGCACCAAGGCGAUGAAGAUGCAGAGCGCCGGCAGCGGCACUACCAUCUUCGAGAUGGACGACGUGCACGUGCCUGUGGAGAACCUGGUCGGCAAGGAGGGCGAGGGCUUCAAGUACAUCCGCAUGACGAUCGUCUACGUUGCCCUGCGCUUCGCUCGCGGUGACAUCGAAGACGCCACAAACCACGCCAACCGGCGCGUCGUGUUCGGCAAGAAGCUCAUUGAGCAGCCAGUCGUGCGCCACCAGCUGGCGCAUAUGGCGCGUGAGGUCGAGGCACUGCAGGCCUGGACCGAGUCGCUUGUCUUCCAGCAGAGCAAGAUGACCAUCGAGCAGUCCAACGUCCUCACUGGCGGUUCCGCCGCCUUGCUCAAGGCGCACUCGACGAUCGUCCUCGCCAACGUCGUGCGCGAGGCCGGCCUGCUGCUGGGCGGCAUGGGCCUGACCAAGGGCGGAGCUGGCGCUCGCAUCGAGCGCAUCUACCGAGAGGUCAAUGCAUUGAUGACGCCUGGCGGCGCGAGAGACGUCAUGCUCGACGCUGGUAUCAAGCAGGCGAUCAAGACGAUCCGCAUCGACCCGAGCAAGCUCUGAGCGUGAGCGCACUGUGCUUCUGCUCCGUCUCCGUCGUCUUCAUCACCGUUUCCAUCUCAAUGAUCUCCGCGAGCGCGAAGCGCUCAGCAAUAUAACUCGUCAUCUGCGCGACGCC